AUGGCGGGUACUUUCGCUGGCAGUGGUCCGGCACAUGCCCAGUCUUCACUUCCAUCGCUCCCCGCCCAUCUCCAGUCUGAUACACACCUCACGGCCCAUCUAGCUAGCCGGUUUCACGUUGGACUACCGACUGCUCGUCUGUCAUCCCAGGCGCUGCUCGCCCUGAACACAUAUUCCUCGGCUACCAAGGGCCCGAAUGGGGACAAAGAAGGAAGUGCCGCAGGCGAAGCGGAGGACCUCGCUCGUCGUGCCUUCACUCGCCUAGGUGCUCGCGCUGAAAACCAGGCCGUUGUGUUUUUGGGAGAGAGUGGAUCUGGAAAGACGACCCUUCGCUCACACUUGCUAUCUUCGUUCUUAUCCUUUUCAUCAACUCCGCUAUCCUCCAAACUCUCAUAUGCCGCCUUUGUUUUCGACACUCUCACGACCACAAAAUCUGUUACUACACCCACGGCCUCGAAAGCUGGUCUCUUUCUUGAAUUGCAAUAUGAUGGUUCUUCCUCCGUGAACCCCACUUUGAUCGGUGGUAAGAUCAUUGAUUACCGAUUGGAGCGAAGCCGUAUCUCUUCCGUACCUACGGGAGAGCGCAGUUUCCAUGCGUUGUACUACCUACUAGCUGGAACAAGUGCGGCCGAAAAGUCCCACUUAGGCCUUGAUACAGCGAUCCACGUUCAGACUGGCAAGCUAUCUGGUAGCAAUGUGAGCCACAAGCGCUGGAGAUACCUCGGUCACCCAACCCAGUUGAAGGUUGGAAUCAAUGACGCAGAUGGGUUCCAGCACUUCAAGACUGCAUUGCGGAAGCUGGAGUUCUCGCGCGGGGAAAUCGCCGAGGUCUGCCAGAUCCUAGCUGGUAUCCUUCAUAUCGGACAAUUGGAGUUCGCAACAGGUCAGUCAACUACCACCGGUGCGGAAGAAAGCGGUGGCUACUCCCACGAAGGUGGUGAGACCGUCACGGUGGUCAAGAACAAGGACGUUCUUGACAAUGUUGCGGCUUUCUUGGGUCUCAGUGUUGCAGCUCUGGAGAACAGUCUCGGAUACAGAACCAAGACCAUUCACCGUGAGCGAGUUACAGUGAUGCUGGACCCCAAGGGAGCGCGAGAGAAUGCCGAUGCAUUCGCACGUACCAUUUACUCUCUUCUCGUAACGCACGUGAUUGAGACAGUCAACCAGCGGCUUUGUGCUGCUGAGGACAGUAUUGCCAACACGAUUUCAAUUGUCGACUUCCCCGGAUUUGCUCAAGCUCCCUCAACUGGCUCCACUUUGGAUCAACUUUUAAGCAACGCGGCAACUGAAUCGCUUUACAAUUACUGUCUUCAGUCAUUCUUCGACCACAAAGCUGACGUCUUGGAUCGCGAGGAGAUCACAGUGGCAGCGACCAGCUACUUCGACAAUACGGAUACCGUGCGUGGUCUCCUCAAACAUGGCAACGGUCUGUUGAGCAUUCUGGAUGAUCAGACAAAGCGUGGACGCUCUGAUGCCCAGUUCCUCGAAAGCGUGCGCAAGCGCUUUGAGAACAAAAACCCUGCCAUUUCCGUCGGAACUUCCAGCGGAACUGGUUACAUGGCGCAGUCCCGGAGCGCCUUCACAGUUAAGCACUUCGCGGGCGAGAUAGAUUACUCUGUCACUGGAUUGAUCGAGGAGAAUGGCGAAGUGAUCUCUGGUGAUUUGAUGAACCUGAUGCGUUCCACUCGCAGUGACUUCGUCCGUGAGCUUUUCCACCAAGAGGCUCUUCAGACUAUCUCUCACCCGCAAGAGAAGACUGCCAUUAUGCAGGCCCAGGUUAGCUCCAAGCCUCUGCGUAUGCCAAGCAUGGCUAGACGCAAGCUUGGUGCACCAUCUCGCUUUGCAGCCCCUUCCCAUGCAGAUGAUGAUGAUAUAGAGGAAGUUGAGAGUCAAGCGGCGGGCUCCAAACGGGAAACAGGUCGAAAGAAUGGCUUGCCGUCUGGUCCUGCCCAGGAGCCGCUGGCCAGUUCCUUUCUGGUCUGGAAGUCAUAA
Messenger RNA from Penicillium nucicola, 1992 nucleotides. RefSeq lists its product as uncharacterized. Gene Ontology annotation, biological process: vesicle transport along actin filament; actin filament organization. The record is from RefSeq and is a predicted model, not a curated record. NCBI's taxonomy places the organism in Eukaryota, Fungi, Ascomycota, Eurotiomycetes, Eurotiales, Aspergillaceae. Gene Ontology annotation, molecular function: ATP binding; microfilament motor activity; actin filament binding. Bases 1 to 1992 code for a protein of 663 amino acids. Gene Ontology annotation, cellular component: vesicle; actin cytoskeleton; myosin complex. The transcript has 3 exons.